CUUGAAUCCACAGUCACAUAAGUCACAUUGCAGUUUUGUUUGAUUAGUUGUUUAUUGGUAUGUGAAAAGAAAAGAAAUACCAUGGAAUCUAUUGUGAAGUCCGAGCCAAGCGAAUCGGAAGAAUGGCCAGAAGACAGGGCAUCUAUUAAAGAAGAAAUCGACAUAGAAUAUGGCAUGCCCUGGCUUGGCAAGCAGGAGAUUCCGGAUGAGGAACAGGAGUUGUCAUCAUCAGCUGUUUGUGGGAGCGACUCCUCUGCUGAAGAGGAGGAAGAAGGUAGCAAUGAAAGAUUGGGAGAAGAAGACGUCAAACAAGAGAAUGUGUUAUGCAAAACUACUCUCAAAAAACCUCAUCUGUGUACAUUCUGUUCUAAAAGGUUUUCUCAUUCUUGUAAUUUAACUGUUCAUAUGCGUACUCACACAAAAGAGAAGUCUUUCCAGUGUACAGUGUGUACUAAAAGGUUCUCUACUUCUGGUGAUUUAACACGGCAUAUGCGUACUCACACAAAAGAGAAGCCUUUCCAGUGUACAGUGUGUACAAAAAGGUUCUCCAUUUCUAGUAAUUUAACUGUUCAUAUGUGUACUCACACCAAAGAGAAGCCUUUCAAGUGUACAAUGUGUACAAAAAGUUUCUCCACUUCUGGUGAUUUAACACGGCAUAUGCGUACUCACACAAAAGAGAAGCCUUUCAAGUGUACAAUGUGUACAAAAAGUUUCUCCACUUCUGGUGAUUUAACACGGCAUAUGCGUACUCACACAAAAGAGAAGCCUUUCCAGUGUACAGUGUGUACAAAAAGGUUCUCCAUUUCUAGUAAUUUAACUGUUCAUAUGUGUACUCACACCAAAGAGAAGUCUUUCCAGUGUACAUUGUGUACUAAAAGGUUCUCUACUUCUGGUGAUUUAACACGGCAUAUGCGUACUCACACAAAAGAGAAGCCUUUCAAGUGUACAAUGUGUACAAAAAGUUUCUCCACUUCUGGUGAUUUGACUGUUCAUAAGCGUACUCACACAAAAGAGAAGCCUUUCCAGUGUACAGUGUGUACUAAAAGGUUCUCUACUUCUGGUGAUUUAACACGGCAUAUUAUGCGUACUCACACAAAAGAGAAGCCUUUCCAGUGUACAGUGUGUGCUAAAAGUUUCUCCACUUCUGGUGAUUUGACUGUUCAUAUUCGUACUCACACAAAAGAGAAGCCUUUCCAGUGUACAGUGUGUACUAAAAGGUUCUCCACUUCUGGUAAUUUAACCAUUCAUAUGCGUACUCAUACAAAAGAGAAGCCUUUCCAGUGUACAGUGUGUACUAAAAGGUUCUCCACUUCUAGUAAUUUAACACGGCAUAUGCGUACUCACACAAAAGAGAAGCCUUUCCAGUGUACAGUGUGUACUAAAAGGUUCUCUCAGUCUAUUAAUUUGACACGGCAUAUGCAUACCCACACAGUUUAAAUAACUCAAUUUCUUCUCUAUUGGUGUGUUCUCUUUGUUAUAUGUUCAUGAAAAAUAUCAAUAGCCUUGGUUUUCAAAUUAUCACCAAUGUUAUUUCAUAAUAGUUUAUAAUAUAUUAUUAUUAUAUACAUUAUAUAUCAUAGUUACAUAAAGUUCAAUUUAUUAUAUAGUGUAUAUAAAGUGAAGAAUGUCCUAGUUGAGUUAUAUUGUCAAAUUCAUUGUCCUAAUAGAUCAAAUUUUGUUAG
Messenger RNA from Nilaparvata lugens (brown planthopper), 1682 nucleotides. RefSeq names its product gastrula zinc finger protein XlCGF57.1-like. The transcript has 3 exons. Lineage: Eukaryota; Metazoa; Arthropoda; Insecta; Hemiptera; Delphacidae. Gene Ontology annotation, cellular component: nucleus. Gene Ontology annotation, molecular function: RNA polymerase II transcription regulatory region sequence-specific DNA binding; DNA-binding transcription factor activity, RNA polymerase II-specific. The record is from RefSeq and is a predicted model, not a curated record. Gene Ontology annotation, biological process: regulation of transcription by RNA polymerase II. The coding region runs from base 82 to 1437 and encodes 451 amino acids.